Molecule: messenger RNA, 2067 nt
Organism: Symbiodinium sp. CCMP2456
Lineage: Eukaryota; Dinophyceae; Suessiales; Symbiodiniaceae
Source: the annotation of a GenBank genome assembly
AUGCACAGCAAACGGCAGUCCCCCAAAGCCUGUAUCUUCACAUCAUUUGGCCAGCCACCUCUGAUGGAUUUGGCCGAUGAAGACUUCGACUUUCUGACAAAUGAAGACAAAGAUUUCGUGCAAACUCUCAGGCGGCGCUUUCACGACGACUUCGCGCAGCGCGAGGCUGAUGGCCGCGCAUACCCUUGCUUCUUCGGGCCGAUUGCCCUGGCUCGCAUUCUUCGGGCAGUUGAUGGAAACGUGGAGAAGGCUUGCGAGUGGUUUCAGGCCUUUCUCCAGGCCAUCUCCGAGCGGGGUGCCGAGGACUUAAUACAGGAUGUGAUCCGUCGCUUCGAAGCCGCGAAGUCCGAGACGAUUCACGCCAGCAUGCUCCCACACUACGAUGCCGUCAAGGACUUCUAUCAUGCAGAGCUCCAUGCAUUGCAGCUUUCGCCAGACGGCGACAUCAUCAUGUAUCUCCCGUUGAUUGACCAUGACAAGAAUGGCAUCAUGGAGCAUAUGGACUGGGACCAGUGGGUCACCUACAGCAAGGCGGGCACUGUGCUUCAGUGCUUGGCGUUGGACUCCCUUAGCAAACGCACUGGCCGGAUCGCGAGAAUCGUCCUUGUCGUUGACAUGGAAGGAUGCUCGCUGGACCUUGCGAUGAAUCGGACAUUUUUGCGAGCUCACAGGCGAGAUGUUGUGGACUGCUUCCAACAGAAAGUGGCAGCUGAGAUAGUCGCCAAUGUCUAUGUGAUCAAUUUACCAUGGACGCUUGCGAACCUCUUCACCCUGUGUAAAACCUUUGUGCCGGCCAAGUUUUUGCAAAAGGUGAGGGUGCUGAGCGGCGACUCCCUGCGGGAUUCCUACAAGGAGCUGCACUCUUUGGAUCUUUGGCCAGAGACGGAUGAGCUGGAGCUGGUUGGAAGGCUGCGUGCAAAGUUUGCUGACGAAUUCGAGCGGCGUGCGCAGACUGGGCAGGACUGGCCCUGCCUGUUUAGCGACUUGGCGCUGGCUCGCGUCCUGCGCGGCAACGAGGGCUACUUCUCAGAAUCGGUUAACUGGUUCCAGAAAUUUCUCGAGAAGAUGGCAGAACACCAGGUAGACCCUCUUGUUUCGAAAAUGACACAGAGACUGGAAGAGUCUGGCCUGGAUCGUGGAUGCACGUCGAUGCUCCCCCACGCCUCGGAGAUAGAGAAGCACUUUCGCUGCGUCUUUUCGGCGCCGAGGCUGACUCCCUCUGGGGAUGUGAUUUGGUAUGUGCCGCUGGGUGAUUUUAAUCGGGAAUCCUUGGUCGAGGAGGUGGACUGGGCGCACUGGGUGGAGUUCCUGCGAGCGAUGGUCAUUUUGCGCGCUGUGGAGGCCCACAAGCUCAGUGAGAGCCAGGGGCGCAUGGUGAAGUGCAUCAUGAUCCUCGACUUGCACGGUAGCGGCACCACUGCUACCGGUUUUCCCAAGGUUGAGGAGUUCGACGAUAGGAACCAAGCCAACAUGAAGUUUAUGCGCCAGGUCGUGAUCGAGGUUCUGGGCCCAGUGUAUGUCCUCAACGCACCUUGGGUAGCCGUGAAGGCCUUCAACUGGUUCAAAGCCCUGGUGCCGGAACGGUUUUCUCGAAAGCUGAUGCUUCUGGACGGAGAUGGCACAUCCGAUCAGGAUUUCUUGGAGCUGGUGUCCGAGUCGCAGUUGAAGCACCUGCUUGCCACACGCGUCGGUCUUGUAUCUGGGGAAACCGAUGCGAAUUCUGGCGAUGCCCUUGUGGCAGCAGGCGAUUGCUUUCAACGAUGCCGGGAGUUACGGGCCGGAGAGACAAUUUCUUGGUCCUUCUCAGUUGUUGCCGGAGAUGGAGACGCAUGGCUUGGUGCGUCUGACAUCGAGUUCUCGGCCUCCUUGUGGCUUCAUCCGGAAUUUGCUCAAGACGAGCAGCCGGAGGAAGAGAAUCUGGUGGUUGAAGCCGUUAUCGUGCAAGCUUCGAAAGGUGAAGUCUCCGGAAAGUACACGGCUUCUCGAGAUGGCGUUAUCACUCUACGCUGGAGCAAUGAGCACAGCCGACUUCGAUCCAAAACGGUUCGGUACAGAAUCGACUUAUGA